UCGGGCCCUCAGGCGGAGCGGCGGGCGCCGGACCCCCAGGAGGAACGACAGGUCUCGGGCCCUCAGGCGGAGCGGCGGGCGCCGGACCCCCAGAUUGGAGCGACAGGUCUCGGGCCCUCAGGCGGAGCGGCGGGCACCGAGUCACCAGGCACAACCGUGGGCUCCGAGUCAACUGGGAUGACCGCUGGCACUGGGUCAGACAUUGGAUCGUCUGGCUGGACAGCGGGCAUCGGGUCACCAGGCAUCAGGUCAUUUGGCUCGACAGCGGGCACCGCGUCAUCUGGCAAGGCAGUGGGCUCCGAGUCAACAGGCACAACAGUGAGCACCGGGUCAUCAGGUACCGGAUUGUCUGGCUCGACAGCGGGCAUCGGGUCACCAGGCAUCAGGUCAUUUGGCUCGACAGCGGGCACCGGAUCAGGUACCGGAUCAUCUGGAUCAACAGCGGGCAUCGAGUCAACUGGCCUAAUAGGAUCGUCAGGCUGGAUCAGUUCAUCAUGCUGGGUAGAGGCAUCAGGCCGAGUAGAGGCAUCAGGCCGAGUAGAGGCUUCAGGCCGAGUAGAGGCUUCAGGCCGAGUAGAGGCAUCAGGCCGAGUAGAGGCA
This is a messenger RNA of Staurois parvus, 600 nucleotides long. The record is from the annotation of a GenBank genome assembly. Lineage: Eukaryota; Metazoa; Chordata; Amphibia; Anura; Ranidae.